Melitaea cinxia (Glanville fritillary) is the source of this 2205-nucleotide messenger RNA. RefSeq lists its product as uncharacterized. Bases 1 to 2205 code for a protein of 734 amino acids. The transcript has a single exon. Lineage: Eukaryota; Metazoa; Arthropoda; Insecta; Lepidoptera; Nymphalidae. The record is from RefSeq and is a predicted model, not a curated record. Gene Ontology annotation, biological process: proteolysis. Gene Ontology annotation, molecular function: aspartic-type endopeptidase activity.
AUGGAGGGCCGCGUGAUAUGCACAUCUCAAAAUAAUCACCCAUAUGUAAGAGAGCUUUUGUCACUCAUUUUAAACAAAAAAGAAUUUAACCAAUUGUCGGAUUUAGUUGAUCAAUUGAAUGGUCAGUUGAGAGCACUUGAAGUCCUAGGAGUAACUAAAGAUAAAUAUGCAGCAUUUCUAUUACCAAUGGUGGAGUCGGCACUUCCAAGUGACACAUUAAUUAUAUGGGAGAGAACAAGAACUGAAAACGCUUCGGAAGAUCCGUUGAACUCAUUGCUACUCUUCUUAAAAAGAGAAAUUGAAAGUGAACAAAGAAUAUCAAUGGCUAAAAAGACAUUUAAUAAUCAACACGAAGCUAUUAAAACAGCUGGUCCUACUGCAACCUGCCUUAUGAUUAAUGAAAAACAAAAACAAAAAGAAAAGAUACGUAGCUGCAUAUGGUGUGGAAAAAAUCAUACAAGCUUGGAGUGUUUCAAGUUGUCAAGUAUUACAAUUACAGAGAGAAGGGAAAUUUUAAAGAAGAAGAAAGCUUGUGUAUUAUGCUUAAAACCUGGCCAUCAUGCAAAAGUAUGCCGAUUUUAUAUUAAGUGUUAUGUAUGUGGACAAAAGCACUCACCAGUAUUGUGCACAGCUGCAGUGGAACCUAAAUCUGUAAAAGAAACUACACUUCAGAACCUGUCACAAGAUAUGAAGACUGUUCAGCAGACCUUAUUACAAACUGUCGCAGUGAAGAUCUACAACGGGAACCGGAGCACCAUAGUGAGAGCCCUCUUUGAUAGUGGAUCACAGCGGUCAUACAUCAAGAGUGAAGUCGCUGAACAAUUGGGAUUAUCUGCAGUAAGAACUGAAGAAAUUAGCCACUCACUAUUUGGAGGUUUAUCCGUAUCUUUUAAAAAAUAUAAUGUUUAUGAUUUUAAAAUAGAGAGCUUAGACUCUGAGGUAAAAUUAAAAAUGUCUGCAUUAGAGCAGUCUGUAAUUUGUAAAAAUGUACCUAAAGUCAAUGAGUCCCAUGACUUUGUUAAAAAAAUAUUAGAUAAACAUGGGAUACAUUUAACAGACAGAGAUUGUAUUAGCAAAGAUAUAGAGCUCUUAAUUGGAGCUGAUUUCUCGGGGCUGUUAAUAACUGAAUCAUUUGUUCAGCUCGAAAAUGGGCUAACAGCAAUAAAAACAAAGUUAGGCUGGACGUUACAAGGGAAAACAUGCUUAGUAGGUAGUAAUAUUGUAACGUCUCUAUUUUGUUUACAAAAUAUUAAAGAUUUUUGGGAUCUAGAGGUAUUAGGCAUUAAUGACCCUACACAGGUGCAGUCUAAACAGCAGAAAGAAGAGGAGGUGAUGACAAGUUUUGAAGAAAACAUACAAGUGAACACCGAAGGACGAUAUGAAGUCCAUCUGCCAUGGAAGACAGGCCAUGAGGAUAUCCAGAGCAACGAGCAACUCGCCAUUCGCCGCCUAGAAUCUAUCACAAAGAAACUAACAGCAUCUGGUAAGUUUGAUGAUUAUAAUAAUGUCUUAGGUGAAUGGGAGCGUUCGGGUAUCAUCGAGGAAGUACCUGUUGAAGAAAAGAAUAAAGAAGGGGUUCACUACCUACCUCAUAGAGCUGUGAUGAAGGAGUCGAGUCUCACCACGAAGCUGAGACCUGUAUAUGACGCAUCUGCAAAGGAUUCGAAUGGUAUGUCAUUGAAUUCAUGUCUAGAUAAAGGAGUAAAUUUCCUAGAUAAGAUUCCCAAUCUAUUAACUGGAUUUCGUAAGGGUUACAUUGGUAUCACUGCUGACAUUGCCAAGGCAUUUCUGCAGAUAUCAGUGACACCACAAGAUCGCGAUUACCUGAGGUUUGUUUGGUGGAAAGAUAAUACAUGUGAGGAGAUUAAGGUAUAUAGACACUGUAGAGUAGUUUUCGGGUUGACAGCUAGUCCAUUUUUACUGUCAGCAACCAUAUCACAUCACCUUAAUCAAGUCACAGAACAAAAAGACACCGCAGAUAUCUUAGCUAGAUCAUUUUAUGUAGACAAUUUAGUAACUAGCUUAGAUUCAAUUGAACAAACACAGAAAUUUAUUCAAGAUGCUAAGAGGGUCAUGAAUGAAGGUAAAUUCGAUCUAAGACAGUGGGUCACAUCACCUUUAGAAAUAAAUGAGACUCAAAACACAGUGAUCUCGAUAUUAGGUCUUCAAUGGGACACUGAUACAGAUGAGCUAUUUGUAACAUAA